AUGAGCAACCAACUUCCACCUCGACCGCCGUCGCGUCGUCAACCUCUCGGAGAAGCGACUCGUAGAGUCAACAAUGCUCAACAGCCGCAAUCCAUGCCACACCAUGAAAGCCUCAAAGUUGAUGGCCUGCUUCAGGUACACAAACCUUCCUCCCCAUCUCCGCUAUCCCAGGGCGAGACUUAUCGCGACGCCUCGAGAGGAUCUCCUGCGAACCCUAGGCUCUCUGCCAUAUCCAAGGAUUACCAGGGAACCGAUUCCAACCGCAACUCGCAAAUAUCCACGGUAUCUACCAACGCUUCUGAUGGUAAGCGCAUAAAACAGUGCAUUGGGCCUUGGAAGCUGGGGAAGACUCUAGGCAAAGGAGCAACUGCUAGGGUUCGGUUGGCCAGACAUGCAUAUACUGGUCAAGAGGCCGCGAUUAAGAUUGUUCAAAAGAAGAAUGCGAUAAUGUCUCAGGCUGGUAGUCUCGCUGAUAUCGCCGAUACCACCGCAUCGGAUUUUGACGAGAGCUUCCGACGAAUGCCUGUGGGCAUUGAACGAGAAGUUACUAUUAUGAAGCUCAUCCAACAUCCCAACAUUUUGAAGCUGUAUGAUAUAUGGGAAAAUCGUACCGAGAUAUACCUGGUCCUCGAGUACGUCGACAACGGAGAACUAUUCGAACACAUAUCCACAAAAGGGAGACUUUCAGAGGCGGAGGCGGUCCGCUACUUCCGUCAAAUUCUAAGCGCUGUCGGUUAUUGUCAUUCAAUGAAUAUAUGUCACCGAGACUUAAAGCCGGAGAAUAUCUUGUUGACAAGAGGUGGAGAUAUCAAGAUAGCUGAUUUUGGCAUGGCCGCGCUACAUCAAAGCCCAGAUCACAAAUUAAAAACAUCGUGCGGCAGCCCGCAUUACGCCGCUCCAGAACUAAUUCGUGGUUCUAACUACCGUGGAGACAAAGUGGACAUAUGGAGUAUGGGAGUUAUACUCUACGCCACGCUUGCUGGAAGGCUGCCUUUCGAUGUCGACGGAAAUUCAAAAGAUUGGUUACAGCCUCUUUUACAAAAAAUUCGCAAAGGCCAAUAUGAAAUGGCACCGGAGUUCAGCAAGGAUACCGUUAGUCUCAUCUGGAGGAUGUUACAAGUCGAUCCUCGGAACAGAAUCAACCUAAACCAAAUAUGGAGACACCCACUGGUCAGAAAGUACGAGUACCUAGAUGACUUGGGCAAAGGUAAUCAGUCAAUGUCGCCGAGCGCUAUGGACUGCGCUAGGCCUGUCAUGCGCCGAAGUGAGAUUAACAAGGAGUUGCUCCAUCAUAUGAGAUCUUUGUGGCAUAAAUAUACUGAACAGCAGUUGCUUGAUGCUUUGCUAAGUGAAGAGCCCAAUGAGCAGAAGCUAUUCUACACCCUCUUGCUGAAGCACCGAGAAACACAACUCGAAAACUACAUUCCAGAUUUGGCGAGUUCAGCUAGUGACUACCACCAUGCCAGACCUCUCGCGAUGACAAAGACGUACUCUACUUGCAAUUUUUCUCAAGUCAAUACCAAAGGACGUGGACGUCAAGUCUCUCGCUUCACAGUGAUUAGCAAUGCAGCGGAAACAGAAAAGAGUUAUGAUCCCUUUAAAGCAUCUCGACCCCAGCAUCUAGACGCCAUGCGAGAGGCUGAAGGUGUCAAAGUAGUCAUCCAUCGUGAUCAAGAUAGCGGCGAGGAUGAAGCAUCGCUCAAAAUGCGUAUCCCUUCCAAAAAUUCUGUUAGCAAUGCCAAAGACCGUGGCAGACAGAGGCCUGUUCACCCUAGAAUGUACGCAUCAAGAAGCUCGAUGGCAAGCUCAAGCAGAAGUCGUGGUAGCGCCGUGUACUCGCGAGCUGUGAUUGUUGGUCGCAAGCGUGGGGUUAGCUUUACGCAUCUCAGGAGACUAUCUGGUGAAAGUAGAGUCAAUCUAUCGAGUAGCCCACACAAUUUCAAGGCGGGUCGGCAUAGUAACCACACCGAGGUCACUGACGAUGGCGGGGACAUCAUUCGGCCGGUAAAUGCUAUCUCAGCAUCAGCGCAAUACAUCCGGUCGAAGAAAGGACAAAUAGUGGCUGUGAAGCCGCUUCUAGCAGCGCCGAAAAAUGGUCGUGGAAGUCAGAUAUGGACUGAAGAUGUGCGACAACUAAGCACCAGUCUUGCCAAGGACUGUGAUGAGGCUUUUAACAGAACAUCGAUCGUGCCCGGUUCUAAGGGGCGGAAGUUGAAGCGUGCUUCACUUGAUUCUCGACCAUUGCCACCACCGCCAGCUCGGUCUGAUUCUGUCAAAAUGGAACUAAUGGAAUAUCGUAAGCAGGCAGAGCUACGAAAGCAUUAUGGAGGAGGUGGCUCGCCCGGCCAUCUAGAUCGUAUGGUAUCGCAUUUCGACACUUUGAUACAACAAACUUCUCCAACGAAAGUGGGUUCUACUCGGAGAGCAAUUUCGACGCCCGUGGAAGCAAAACAUAGAGCACCAGCACGUCCACUUCCCUCUAUUCAUGAAGCACGAGGUGAAGACACAUCCCCUCGAAAAUCUUCACAUACUCGGAAAGAGUAUGGCAAGCCUAGAGUUGAAGCAGCCAAGAGCAGCCGCAUAGCAUCAGCUCCUGAGCCGAGAACUGCCACGACUCAAUAUUCCGAGGACUACUUUUCAAAACAAGCUUCUCAGAUAAAAGACACUAUCCGCGUCGUGCCGCCAUCUUCUCCUAUGAGCCCGGUAAAAGUCCCGGCGCCUCUAAGUAUUCGAAAGAAGAGUUCGAAGGGGGGCGGUGCCGUGCCUAUGAUGAGCGGUGGGUUAGACUACAAUUCUGCUGGGAAGAACAAUCACCGCACCUCUACAUUGGAGCUCCGACAGCAGUACAUUGCUGGCGGCGAGCAAGGACGAUCUGAACUGGAAACAAUAGACGAGCAUCAAUACAACACCCAGAGUGAAAAUGUCGGUCAUGACACCAGUCUAGGCACAAUAGUUAGGAAAAAGUCUAGUUGGUUCAAACGAAACUCAAGAAGUGGCUCGAUAGAAUUGAAGAAUUCGGAGGCCGCUUCCGACUCCUUACUUUCCGAGGCUUCGAGUAAGAAUACUGCCGACGACUUUCACAACCCUCGUCCACUACCAGUACCAGCAAAGAAUAAAGGAUUCAGUUUGCGCCGCCUCUUCAAGAAACGAAAUUCGAAGCCAGACAUGACAGUUAGCCCUUAUGAUAUUUACGACGACAAUACAGACACUCAAGUCUCGAUGGCUGACGUACAGCAGCAAGCGCAUGCUGCUCGUAGUGCACAUCAUGAUGAUCCACGAGCCCGACAGAUAGAACCCCAACAGAACUGGUUCGCCAAGCUAUUCAAUGUCAAGCCAGCAACAAAGUACAUAUGUUUUUCCGUCUCCAGACGGCGAGCUCGACAAGAGAUUACGAGUGUACUGCGCGAAUGGAGACGAUAUGGUAUUCGUGACGUUCAAGUUGAUAAAGAGCGGAAUAUCGUGUUUGGCAAAGUUGGAGCUAAGAAUUUUCUGGAUAUGAAAGAGGUCGCUUUUGCAGCUGAAGUGAUGACGGUAAUCGAACAUGGAAAACGAUCUGCUCUCAGUAUCGCACGAUUUACACAGGAAAGAGGUGCUGCGAGCAGCUUCCAAAAAGUUGUGGAAACAAUGGAAAGCGUACUGAAGUGUCGUGGCGAUGUGGGCAUCUUUGGUUGGAGACCGCAAGACUUUUACUAUUUCGUUCAACCUUUCUAA
Molecule: messenger RNA, 3711 nt
Organism: Glarea lozoyensis ATCC 20868
Lineage: Eukaryota; Fungi; Ascomycota; Leotiomycetes; Helotiales; Helotiaceae
Product: Protein kinase-like (PK-like)
Exons: 6
Coding region: 1-3711 (1236 amino acids)
Biological process (GO): protein phosphorylation; intracellular signal transduction
Cellular component (GO): cytoplasm
Molecular function (GO): protein serine/threonine kinase activity; ATP binding
Source: RefSeq, a predicted model, not a curated record